UAGUCGCCCGCCGUCGUGAUUAUAGCUGUACGAGUUACCGUUAGCGGAGUCCAAAGUUACGAUCAAUUGAAACGGUGAGCGACGGCGUCACAUCGCAUAACCUAAUAUCCAAACAAAACAAGAUUUAACAAACCGAAAGUCACGUAUCGUUCAUAAUAUAAUAUCACUUAAACGAUAUAAAGUGAAAAAUGUCGACGGAUUUUUACAUAAGAUACUACGUCGGCCACAAAGGUAAAUUCGGUCAUGAAUUUCUGGAGUUCGAAUUCAGACCUGAUGGUAAAUUGCGCUACGCGAAUAACUCCAAUUACAAAAACGACACAAUGAUUCGAAAGGAGGCUUACGUUCAUCAAUGCGUUAUGGAAGAAUUGAAGAGGAUAAUACAAGAUUCAGAAAUAAUGCAGGAAGAUGAUUCGCUCUGGCCGCAACCCGAUCGUGUUGGACGUCAGGAGCUCGAAAUCGUGAUCGGGGAUGAACAUAUCUCGUUUACAACCUCCAAAACAGGAUCCCUUCUCGACGUCAACCAGUCACGUGAUCCCGAAGGACUUCGAUGUUUUUAUUACCUCGUUCAGGACCUUAAAUGUCUCGUCUUUUCCCUCAUCGGACUUCACUUCAAGAUCAUACCCAUCUAAGUUAUACCAUUAUGUUGAUUUUCUUUAAUCAUGAAAUAAGAGAAACUACGCGCGUCAUCGUCAGCGUAGAUGUGCUUUCAAGAUAUUUUUUUAAAAAAUUAUCGAUCUCGCUAUUUCUUUAGACUCGAAUAAACGAUAACUCUUUAUUCUUCA
Venturia canescens is the source of this 782-nucleotide messenger RNA. It is a transcript of the gene mago, whose product is annotated as mago, exon junction complex subunit. NCBI's taxonomy places the organism in Eukaryota, Metazoa, Arthropoda, Insecta, Hymenoptera, Ichneumonidae. The coding region runs from base 189 to 629 and encodes 146 amino acids. Gene Ontology annotation, cellular component: catalytic step 2 spliceosome; nucleus; exon-exon junction complex. Gene Ontology annotation, biological process: RNA splicing. The record is from RefSeq and is a predicted model, not a curated record. The transcript has a single exon.